Marmota monax (woodchuck) is the source of this 4453-nucleotide messenger RNA. RefSeq names its product tripartite motif containing 14 (gene Trim14). Bases 104 to 1552 code for a protein of 482 amino acids. The transcript has 7 exons. Gene Ontology annotation, molecular function: zinc ion binding; protein binding. Lineage: Eukaryota; Metazoa; Chordata; Mammalia; Rodentia; Sciuridae. The record is from RefSeq and is a predicted model, not a curated record. Gene Ontology annotation, biological process: innate immune response.
AGCUUCGCAGCCGCCCAGCGCCUGGCCAGCCUCCGCCCCGCCCCGGACCCCGCCAGGUUUCGAUUCCGUGGGAGCCGCGCGGUUCCGCCCUGCGGGGGCGCGAAUGGAGGGCGCUGGGGCGCGGAGCACGACCCCCGGGGGGCUCGGCUGUGCGGGGCCCGAGGAGGCGCGCGGCUGGCUUUGCCCGGAACAUAGCGACCGCCCCGCGGAGCUCUUCUGUCGCCGCUGCCGCCGAUGCGUGUGCGCGCUGUGCCCGGUGCUGGGCGCGCACCGCGGCCACCCGGUGGGUCUGGCGCAGGAGGAGGCGGCCCACGUGCAGAAACUCAUCCAAGAAUGUUUACAGCAACUGGAGACCAAGAAGCAGCAUCAAGUUGGCAACAUCACCCAGAUAGAAGAUGCAGCUGAGAAGCUCAAGGCUCACGCAGAGUCAAGUAAAACCUGGCUGACGGACAAAUUCACUGAACUCAGAUUACUACUUGAUGAAGAGGAAAUGCUGGCCAAAAAAUUCAUUGAUAAAAACAUGCAGGGGGCCCUCCAGGUGUACAGGGAGCAAGUGGAGUCUUGCAGGAAGCAGAUUGACGUCAUGGGCAGUCUCUCCAGCAGGGUCUGGGGUAUCAGCCAGGAGCCCAACCCUGUUCAACUGCUGCAGGGUCCUCAGUUUCCCUCCUGGGACAUGGUCUCCUGCUCUAUCCUGUGGACAAGCCCCAGGGACUCCUCCUUCAGGAAGACUGGCCUCUCUUUCUGGGGCCCUGUGCCUGAGGCCUACACAGCCACUGAGCAGGAGAUGAAGCAGCACGCGAGCCUCGGGGAGCUGAGCCACCCCGUGCCCCUGUCCUUCGAGCCCAUCAAGAGUUUCUUUAAGGGCCUUGUGGAAGCCAUGCAGAGUACGUUUCAGACACCACUAGAUGUUCGCCUGAAGGAAAACAUCAACUGCCAACUCUCAGGCUCCUCCAGCACCACACUUGGGACCCUGCUGAAAACGAGCCCCUCACCAGAGAGAUCGCUCUUCUUAAAAUACGCGCGCACGCCCACGCUGGAUCCCGACACGAUGCACGCACGCCUGCGCCUCUCUGCCGACGGCCUGACGGUGCGCAGCAGCUUGCUGGGCCGCCUGGGGCCGACUCCCGCGAUGCGCUUCGACGCGUUGUGGCAGGUGCUGGGUCGCGACUGCUUCGCCGCCGGCCGCCACUACUGGGAAGUGGACCUGCAGGAGGCGGGCUCCGGCUGGUGGGUGGGCGCCGCCUACCCCUCCCUGCGGCGCCGCGGGGCCUCGGCCACUGCCCGCCUGGGCUGCAACCGCCAGUCCUGGUGCCUCAAGCGCUUCGACUUGGAAUACUGGGCCUUCCACGAUUGCCAGCGCUGUCGCCUGAGGCCCCGCGAUGACCCCGACCGGCUGGGCGUCUUCCUGGACUACGAGGCUGGCGUCCUCGCCUUCUACGACGUGACGGGCGGCAUGAGCCACCUGCACACCUUCCGCGCUGUCUUCCAGGAGCCGCUGUACCCGGCCCUGCGGCUCUGGGAAGGGGCCAUCAGCAUCCCCCGGCUUCCCUAGGGACCACCGCGCAGUGAGCCCCAGGCGCGCUUGUCCCUGGCGCAGCUGGUCUGCUUUCUAAGACCUUCUCCCGGGCCUAGCUCCCCCAUCAGUGGGUUGCUUUGAACCUCUUCCGGGGCUAGUUUCAAACGUGUCCCCAACACUGCUGCUGCCCUUUCCCCCACCACCAUGGCUUCCACUACACUACUUUCAGUGCAGGUUUCUGAAGGGGGCGUACCCACAGGCGAGCUUUGGCAUUCUGGCUUUGUCAGUGCAGUUGUGCUCAGCCAGAGAACCGUCUUCAUACAGCGCCUAGACCCUCCUGGCACAUAGUUAGCACACAGUAAAUAACCGCCUGAGAGUGGCACAGCGGUGGCUCUUCUGUUCCUUAAGCUCCUUUGAUCUGCCUGCUCUCCACCUACUUCAGCUUGUCCAUGUCACCUCCCUUCAGAACAACUGCAAGGGCUUUUUACUUCCUGGUCUGAACCCUCUCUCAUCUUCAUCUUAAAACUAGAGGGAUCUGCCUAGAACUCCCAAGAACUACAAAAAUGAAAAACAAAACGCACCUUCCCUUAGCAUUCAAGGCUUUUCUAGUCUGCCCUCCUCGGCUUAGCCUCAUGCAGGUCCUGUUGCUCUUUUCAAAGAGGCUCCAGUCGGAACUGUCAGUUCUACCUCUGCCUCUGUGCCACCCUACCCCACCCCCACCCCACCCCACAUGCGCAGGAAAAGCCUUUCUUCUCUUUGCCUGUCUCAGUCUUCUCAGCCCACAAGAAUCUCUUACUGUAAGGUCCACAAAUCUGGGACCUGUGUUUCCAGCUUGACUGGAAGCUUUCUAAGGGCAGCUGUGUCCUAUAUGCACCCUGACCUGAAAAGUUUACAAAGUCCCUUUCCUCCCAGGCAAUGAAUGAAUGACCAGCAGGCUGCUACCACUCACUCAGAAUGGCCAAGCUGGGAGGACCUCACAGAUCAACUUGAUCUCAUUGUACAUUUGGGGAGACAGGUUCUGAAAGCAAGAGCUGCCUUAAGUUACCCACAGUGACUUAGGUUUGGGCCAGUCUUGGAGCCCAGAUCAAAAACCCCCUCACCAGCCACCAAGCAAGUCUAAAAUGGUCCCUACCUAACCCUUCAGGCCAGGAUUUCAACCUGGGAGAUUUGACUGUUAUCUCAGGGGAAGGAUCAGCAGGUGAUUUGCUAAGCAACCACAGGUAUUUUUCCCAAUUGUCUUAGGAGAAAAACUGGGAUUUGGGUAGUUUUAGAUAUGCUCCACAUAGAUUGCCUAACUCAGAUGUGACCAAGGAAACCCCCAAAACCCAUUUUUUUUUAAAUAAAGUGACCAAGAGAAAAGGCCAAAGGCCAGGCCCUCAGAGGCCAGCUCCUCCAGCAGAGAAAGGUGGCAUCUUCCCAGGGCCCGCACCUAUUUUGGAGCUCAGCAUUCUGACUGUCAGUUCCCAUGCUGGUUUUGAAGCUCUGAUGGUGCUAAAGCAUAUUCUCUCGCUUUUCAUUUGGGGAUGCAGUAUCUGAUCCCCUUGUGGUUUAAACAGACUGUAUGCAUUCAUUAGUUUGAACCAUAUAAAACAGUCAAGUUCCAAUGAUUUGGGGCUUUAAAAUGGUACUUUAUAUAGCAAUAUAAGUUGACUACAAGGCAGAAGGAAUCAAAGUGCCUUCAGUUCUAACCAAAUAAUUGAAACCUCCACCUGAAUAGAUGACUAAGCACUGUGUUCUAGAAAUCUUGAGUAAAGAGAAAACUGAAAUAGGGAAUGGCCCAAGGCUGAAUUCUGACAGGCAGACAACAUUCCUGACAGAUGUGUACUUCACAUUUCCACCCAACCCUGAAGACCAACAUGUCUUCCCAGACCCAUCGCUACAGGGGCAAAGCCAUGACAGCCCUCAGAUUUGCCUUGCAACUCGCCUCAUCUGAGCCUUAUAUAGUGUGGAAGGCAGCAGUUAGUUACCCCAUUUAUACAUGGCAAAAUAGAAUGAGUUAGUUGCUCAAAGUCACAGAACUAGUGUUGGAGUAGGGGGUCUGGGCUCCUGUCCAUCAGGACGUACUGUUCAGGGUGGAUGCAGCUGGUCACUCCAGCUCCUCUGUUGUUGAGCUGACUGUGAUGCUUUGCUCUCACCUGGUUCUAUGUGGGACCUGAAUCUGCCUUUGGAUUGCAUUCCUUGGGUUGAGAUGAGGCUUUCAACCUUGAGGGGACUUGUUUUGAGAGCUUGGGAUUUAGGUAGCAGAGAUAGAGAUGAACUAUAAAACAGGAGAACAGCUGUGAGCCAAGGCCCAUACUAGUGAGAAAACUGCAGCGGCAGCCCAUAAUCAACCAUGUGAUCUUGGACCAUUUUACUUCCCAUAGCCUUAUCUGUAAAAGGGGAUAAUGACCCAAACUACCAAUGAGUCAAGGUUAUGAAAUUGCCUUAAAAAUUGUGCAGUGCUACAUCAUGCUAGGCUUUAUUAGCACUUCCCCUGGGAAUUUAUUGUGCCCCUGCUGCAGUGCUGAGACACGUCAGGCCCAGCCACUAUGUGGCAGCAGCGGGAGCCCCUCCUGGAUACUCUCAGCACAGGAAUGAAGCUUUCCUUGGGUCCACAUCCAUAAGGGUGAUCAUGUGCCUUAAUCUCUUCCAGAAUUAAAUUUGUAGAAAUUUCCUUAUUGAUGCAGCAAAUUGCUUACAGUUUAUUCCCCUGUGGUUCUGAAGAUCCAGUCCAGAUCCUCUCACAAAUGCCAGGCAAGCACUCUACCGCUGAGCUACACCCCAGCCCAGUGGAUAUUUUUAAAUGACAGCAAUUUUCUAAUGUGGUUUGUUUUAAUAAUGUAUUUUUUUUUCUUGGCCCUGGGGAUCAAACCCAGGACCUGACACAUGCUAGGCGAGUGUUUAACCACUGAGUUACAGUGGUUUUGUUUAAUAAAAUCUGAAUUUUGUCAGUUGCAA